Messenger RNA from Vespula pensylvanica (western yellowjacket), 4832 nucleotides. It is a transcript of the gene Chro, whose product is annotated as flocculation protein FLO11. Gene Ontology annotation, cellular component: pericentric heterochromatin. The record is from RefSeq and is a predicted model, not a curated record. The transcript is spliced from 10 exons. Gene Ontology annotation, molecular function: chromatin binding. Gene Ontology annotation, biological process: negative regulation of transcription by RNA polymerase II; chromatin organization. Bases 432 to 3896 code for a protein of 1154 amino acids. Lineage: Eukaryota; Metazoa; Arthropoda; Insecta; Hymenoptera; Vespidae.
GGCGCCACCGUCGGAAGACGCGAUCACUGUUUUCAUUCCGUCUCGUGCUGGUUAGGGGUAUUUUCUGGAUCGUGAAAAUCCGAUUUUUCUACGGUUUAUCGGCCGUAAGUCGUCAUCAUUGGUUCGAGAGAUGAUCGUUAAGAAUAAUCGUUCAGGUGUCUCAAGUGCGUUCGGAAAGUAUUCUUGGAAAAACAGGAAGUGAAUCUAGGAGGGAAGAGCAUUAGCGAGGAGAGCCAUCUUGACGAGCAUCGGCUCUCUUCGCUCGUGGUAGAGACAGAAGAAGAGGAAAGGAGUCGCGUGUGGCGGCAGCAAUGACAUCUUUCCGAAAUAAUCGCGAUAUCACGACGCGCUUGAAUUAUUUGCGUUAACGGUAGUCGCUUCGCCAAACUGUAUUUGCUGACAACGCAAAUCCAAGCGUAAUUUUGAACAAGAUGGAAGCGGAUGAUGGCCCGUCGGCUAUCAAUACUAAUCCUAAUAGUAUAAAAGCUGCACAAGAAGAAAUGGGACGUUUAGAUAUUUUGGUCUGUGGCCAAUGCCAUUCUGUUUUUCAUUUUAUCGAAGAAUUUCAAGAGCACCGUACUAAGGAAGGAGCUUGUUCACAAAUAUCACAUUUUCGUGAAAAUACUAAUAAUGAACAAAAAGCACAAGUUUGGGCCUUUCUUUUAUGGAAAGAUACACAAAUUCAACAAGAAGGUUCGGACAGGGAUUCAACCAAUUCUUGGAAACUUUAUCAAAAAUGGUGUAAGAUGGAUACACAUAUUAGAGAUUCAUGGAUCACAGCAGGAAAAACCAUUCAAACAUUCACUAAAAUUAGUAAUGCAAAAAUGCAAGAAGUUCCAAGACAAACAAAUUCUAAUGUGGAAGGAACAAAACCAUUAGUAGUACGUAAGGUUAUAAGAAAUGGACAACCAGAGGAAGCAUCUGAUACGAAAAAAGAUGCUAAAUCUUCCGAAGUAAAAUCACAAAAAGGUUUAGAAUCUAUGGAUAGUGAAGUUGAAAAGAAAGAAAAGCCAAAACUGAAGCCAUCUGUUAAACCGAAGGGUAAAUCUACAAAAGCAACAGGAGAUGAGGAUAGAGACUCGAGUACUGAAGAAUACAUCGUGGAGAAAAUUUUAGCUAAACGAUUCAAUCCAAAGAAGAGAUGUUCAGAAUAUUUACUCAAAUGGGAAGGUUAUUCACAUGAAAGCAAUACAUGGGAACCUGCAGAAAGUGUUGCAACUUGCAAGUACUUAUUAGAAGAAUUUGAAAGAAAUUUGGCGAAACAAAAGGAACUGAAAGCGGCACAACAACAAGCAAGUACUAAAUUGUCAGGAAAAGUCGCAGCACAAAAAGCAGUAAUAAAAUCAGCAGACGCUAGUAAACCAGGUCCGAGCAACGUGGUUCAAGCUGGACGUCCUAUGCGUUCAAGUAAAUCUAAAGCAAUGGACCAAGUAAAGCAAUGGUGUGGUUCAAUGAAAGAUGAGGAGAGUGACAUAUUAGGAAAGAGGAGAAUAGAUUAUUCUGAUAGUGACUCCGAAGAAGCUGGCAGUAGCGCUGCGAAAAGGGCAAAGGCUGACACAGGUAGCGACGAGGAUUGGACCGGAGAAUCAGAAGAGGAAAAGCUGAUGGGACGUAGUGAUGUAAUACAACGUGCAUUUAACCGUGCAAACGCGCAAUCUAAUGGUUCGAACAGGACUGUUUCUACUACUGAUCUUGCAACUUCAUUGGGACUGCAGUCACCAGAAGGUGCAAAGUCAAGUCAACCUCCAGUAUUAGUCGCCAAUGCUAAAGGCGUUGUUAAAGUUGAUCCUAAACAAAUGCCAAAUUUAACAUCUGGUGUUUAUGUUAUGUCUCGAAAGGAUGGCAUUAUAAAAUUAGAUUCAUCUCCGAGUGGAAAACUUGCUGUCAAGGGUUCGCCCACAACACAAGGUGUUUUAAUGGUACAAAAUCGAGAUAAUACUAAUGUUGUAAGAAAACAAGUUAUUUCUGCGACGCAAUCAAACUCAAUUACUCCCGUGAAAGUAGUUUCCAAAAUGGAUGGAAGUCAAGUAGUAACACAAAUGAAAGUAGUUUCUAAGCCAGUUGCAUCUAAGACAGGAGGUAUACAAAAAUCAGAACCUAUAAAAAUACAGCCAAAACCAGAUCCAUCACAAUUACAACAAAUACAUGUGGUGACUGCAGUACCAGCUCCAAUAACGUUACAACCAAGAAUAAGUACAGGUAUACGACCUAGUCCUGUUGCAGUAACGCGUGGUGCGGAUGGUCGUCCUCUGUUACCUAGACCAACACUACGUGCAGCUACCCCAACUAGUGUCCUCGGCAUUGGAUCACCCAUUCGUACUCCUGUUAGAGCACCAGCUCCUAGACAACUACAAGGCCAACAAACACGACAAGUGCUACAGAAACGUACAACGGUUGUAAAUACUCAAGCUAGUUCACCUAGUACUGCAACGGUGACUCCUGUUAGACCGAAAUUUACGGUACUUAGUUCGCAGGGAAAACAAGUUAUAAAAUCUGGAAGCCCUGCGCAAAGCAAGCAAUCACCUAAAUCAUCAUUGGGUAAACCACAGUCUUUAUUGUCGCCACAACAAAAGUUGUUAAUGGCAAAGAGAAAAGCACAGGAGGCAGCAGGUUUGAUUAAGCCAGGUGGACGUGGCAUAUUAGCUGGCAACCGUGCGUCGGCUGGACGUGGUAAGGCUAAAGCUGUCGAAUCACCAACAGUUAUUGCUCCAGGUAACAAACCUAAAGAAAGUAAAUUAGCAGAAGGGGAUGGACUUCAUAUGGAAUUUCACGAAGUGGGUUCCGAGGAAAGCAGUAGUGAAGGGGAACCAGAACUUCCUCCACCCGAGGCAGAAACGAUUACAACUGCCGAACCUGAUAGCCCACCGCGACCAUUCACUCUGUGUCCGUUAACCGGACGUAUAAUCGGACCUGAUGGCGAGCCAGUUGAACAGCCUGCCGAAGCUGAAAAUGAACCAACUCCUUCGACGACUUUACCAAAUGUUAAAACCGUUACAACUUCAUCGGAAAGCACAGAUACCGUUGCAACUACCACUACUGCUGAAUUAGUGUUACCUUCUCUUGAUUCCCUUGCAGAAGGUGGUGGUAUUAUGAGAGUAGAAAUGAGUCCAGGAGGAACAACAGGUACUAUUGUCCAGACUAGCGAACCAGCACAAAUUCAUUUACCAAACGAAGCAGUAUCUGCUCCAGAUCUUCCUUGUUUAGAUGAUACAACAACAAAUACAGUAACAGCACCAACCACAACUAUAUCAACAUCUUUAACAGAAACACCCGUAAGUGAAUCUACCAACACAACACAAGGUGUAACAACAGCUACAGUAACAUCAACUACAACUAUAUCAGUUGCAUCUACUGAUGUAAAUAAACCAGAUGAAAAAAUGCCAGAAGACAGAAAAGUAACGGAAGACACAUCUAAUUUAGUAACAAUAACAGGAGAAGAUGGUGUGGUAUAUCAAGUCACUGGACAAGCAGAUGAUGGUCAAACCUUAUUAGUAACGCGAGGAGCGGACGGUGAACAACAAUGUGUAUAUGUCACCACCGAACAGCAAGGAGAUGAAGGAUCCGUUUUAACACUGGACCAUGCUGUUGCUGAAGCAGUCGCACAAUUAAUACCAGAUCAAGUCAAUCUUACGUCACAGUUCUAUGUAAAAGAAGGUGAUGCAGAGCCUACUGAAAACCCAAUGGUAAUGUCCAUAAUGGACAAUACAAAUGCUACGGAUGUUACCGGAAGUCAAGAAGAUAGUGACGGACAAGCACAAGUCGUGGCCCAAGUUGUACAGGCAGAAGAACCUACACCAGGUGGAACUAGAAGAGUAGUAUUGCUUUUGCCAGAUGGAAAUUUAAUGAUGACUGAAGUCGACGAAGAACAGUAUGCUGCGCUUGAACUCGACAAAUGAAGAUUUGUAACGUUUAGACACAUGUGAAGAGAAAAAUGACAAACCCUGUGUCGGAUUAAAUAUUUACAUGAAUCUUCUAUGUUAAGGGUGACCAUGGGUUGUAUAUAUGUAAGAACGAUUACUUCGUACAAUUACAAUGGACAAAACAUUAAUAUUUUCCAGCUAAACAAGUAUGGUGCAAGUAAUAGCUGGUAAAAUUGUAAAAAUUCAGUACCACACAUAUUGAAGUUUAGACUUUAUAUUAACCCAAAAUAUUUUAGAAAUUCAUCUCCUAACUUCGAACAAUCCUCUGGAAUUUUAAUUCUUAUGAUUCAUUUCCAUUAUACAAAUAGUAAUAAUAAUACAAAGAUAGUAAUAUCAGAAUUUCGAUAUCAUCAGUAUACAGCUUUUGAAAUAAGUUGUACUUGUAGGAUAGUGAGGUAUAAUCUGGGGUUUUAUAUUUUCCAAACAAGGCUUUAGUCAACUCUCUCUCUCUCUCUCUCUCCCCCCUUCUCUCUCUUUCUGCAUACAAAGUCCAGAUGUAUACAUUUAGGGUGUCGUAUAAAAGAGCAUAAUUCGAUGUAUUAUAUUUCAAACACAUUGGUGCUCAUUUUUUUUAUGUAUUGCGAAAUUGGUGUUUUUACCAAACAAUUAUACUUGAAGCUUGAACCUAGUUUGACUUUAUUGAUUCUUUCGUUAAGCAUAAAAAUAUGAAGUUCAUGAAAUGAUUUUUUUUUUUUUUUGAUUAUUAUUAUUUAAGCUAUAUAGCUUUCAUUACAUUAUGUAUCUUUAAAUAUAUUUUAUUUCGUAUCAUAUACAUUUCUAACACUCCAGACGUGUUGUGCUUCAUGGACUAUGUAUGCUUAUUUAUAUCAUAAAUAAGUGCACUCUCAUAAGCAACAUCUAUAAUUUCUGAAACUCUACAAGGAUUUAAAAAUACAAAGUUGUUUAAUGGAA